ACUGAAUUCAAUAAUUUAAUCAACUAUUAAUGACCGGUUAACUACUAUCAACUAUUUGUUGUUGCAUCUGAUAUAAACAAUAAGCAAACAGCUGAGUGAGUAUUAGUGAUGUGGUGGUGAGAAACGGAAAAUAUAUCUCUCAAGUAAAUCUUAUAAAAAAGUCCAAUAAUGGACUUACAGCAACUUGAGGAAGAAGCGCGUCAAGCAGCGCUAAAAGAAAUAAAGAAUAUGCUGCAACGUCCAGGUCAACUAGAAAAAGUGGAUCAAUUUCGUCAUCGUGUUGCACGAAAAAAAGCUUCAGUAGAGGCUUUACUGAAAACGGGUAUGCAAAAUCAACUGGAUGGUGUGCGAGUGGGUUUAAAACAAUUAGAAACAUGUCUGCAGGAUGUUAAAGAAGUUCGUCAGCGUAUGCAAGAGGUGGAUCGUUUGUUGGAGGGAGUACCCGAUAUAUAUGAUGCACUGGAGGUAGUACGCGAAGAGAAUACGAAACAUUCACAGUAUGCUACGGCAAUGGAAAAUCUUAAGCACAUAUUCAAUGUCGAAGCAAGUGUUUCAAAAACAAUGAAUCUCAUUGAUGAGGAUAAGUUAUUAAAUGCACACCAGUGUCUCGCCGAUUUGGAAAAUUCCCGUGAUGAUUUGUUAUAUGAAUUGCAUAAACAACCCAAACAACAUGCUUCCGAUAAAAUCACGCUAAAACGACAUUUUGAGACAGUGGAUAACGUCUCGCAGGCGCUUGAAAAAAAAUUACGUCUCAUACUAAGUCGAACGUUAAAUACAGUUCGCAAGGAACCUACUGUUAUAGUAACUGCCUUGCGUAUAAUCGAACGAGAGGAGAAGAAUGAUCAAUUCGCUUUGCAACAACAGAAAGUUACAGGUUUCUUACCGCCCGGCCGACCAAAGAAAUGGCGUGCCAUGGCAUUGAAUAUAUUGCAGGAAGCUGUAGUUACACGUAUAGAAGGUUCAAAAUUGGAGGAGCGUGCUGAUAAUAAAAUGUGGCUGGUACGCGAUCUCGAAAUUUUACGUCAAAUAAUUUUGGAGGAUUUAAGAGUUGUAAAAUCAUUAUGCGUACCCUGUUUUCCACCACAUUACAAUAUCUUCAACGAAUAUGUGAAAAUGUACCACGAAGGGCUCUCCUCUUAUCUCGAUAAUAUUGCGAAAUCUGGCCUCGAAGGUAAUGAGUAUGUAUCAAUGCUCUCGUGGGUAAUGAAUACGUAUCCCGGUGUGGAACUGAUGUCACAUCCUGACCUUAGAGUCGACAUACAACAAGUUGUUGGACCUUUAUUACGUCCUGAACAUCUGAAAUCUCUGGAAGAUGAGUACUUGCGUAAUAUGCAAAGAAACUAUCAAGAAUGGAUGACCAAAACGGCGGACACAGAAAAACAAGAGUGGUUUUCCGAUCAACCGCCUGAACAGGAGCAAUACUAUCAUACGUCAGCGCCAGUUAUUAUCUUCCAAAUGAUCGAUCAACAUUUACAAGUGACUAACACAAUACACUCCGAAUUAACAUUUAAGGCAUUGGUGAUGAGUAUUCAGCAAGUGGAGGUUUUCGGACAGUCCUAUUUAAAAAAUGUUAUCGAAUUGAAGGAACAUCAUUUCCGUAACCGUGAUCAAAUCAAGUAUUUCACACACUAUAUAAUAACGAUUGUUAAUAAUAGCCAACAGAUGGUUGAGUUGGCACAGCAAAUGAAGCAGUUGUACUGGCCUAAAUCUCGUACCGAACAUUAUGAAGAUUUUGAAAAAUUAUUAACUACAUUCCAGCGUAUUCGGGCACAUGCCACCAAUUAUUUACUCGAAGAAGCUUUCCUCGAUAUGGAAUGCCACUUCAAUGAUUUGUUCACUUUGAAAUGGCUGGGGUCCACAAUUUCCGUGGAUACCAUAUGCGUAACGUUAUUGGAUUAUUUCCAGGAUUAUAAACACUUGCGUCCUAUUAACUUUGAAAUGGUAAUUAAUGAGGCACAAAAACUACUUGCAAAACGUUAUAUACGUGCCUUACUAUCUAAACGUUUAUCGAAAUCCAAAAGCGAAUGUGAAGCAAUCACAACGAAAAUCAAACAGGAGGCAAAACGUUUUAAGCAAUGCUUUGAGAAGAUCGCACCAAAUUUAGCCAUGAGUGAUAGUCCAUUAGAUUUGAUUUCAACACUCUCAGAAUUACUAUCUGCUGAUAUUGAAUUACUUGUGCUGGAUCUACAUACACUUCUGGGCAAUUAUCCUUCCUUCAGUGAAGAUCAUAUUGUGCGUUUGUUCUAUUUGCGUAACGAUGUAAAGGCCAGUGAAGUACGCGAAAAGAUACAAGAUGCUACAAAAUCGAAGAAGGCGAUGGUGAGCAUAGCGAAACAAGAUUGCAUAUUCAAGGAGAUUGUUUUCAAUGAUAAAUUGUGGUAAACUAUUAUAUUUUAUUUAUAAUAUACAAAUAUGCAUACUAUUUAAUAUGCAAGCACGUAGAUAAUAAAAUUAUAAUAAAGUAUUAAAUUCAUCUUUCGUAGA
This is a messenger RNA of Zeugodacus cucurbitae (melon fly), 2484 nucleotides long. Its product is annotated as exocyst complex component 3. The record is from RefSeq and is a predicted model, not a curated record. Gene Ontology annotation, biological process: exocyst localization; exocytosis. Bases 169 to 2382 code for a protein of 737 amino acids. The transcript has 4 exons. NCBI's taxonomy places the organism in Eukaryota, Metazoa, Arthropoda, Insecta, Diptera, Tephritidae. Gene Ontology annotation, molecular function: SNARE binding. Gene Ontology annotation, cellular component: exocyst.